AUGGCCAGGGCCUCAUCAGCUGCAGCGUCGUCCGCGACCGGGCUCUCGGGGUCCAUCUGGGCCUCGGAGCGCUCCCACACGUAUACCCGUGCAUCGUCAUCGCGAGCGACGACGGACCCUCGAUCGCGCUCCGUGCCGCCGCAGUCGCUACUUGACCUACCGCCCCUUCCCACGCAAGCGCCAUCGUUGAUCGCCUCGGCAUCCGCACCGUCCGCCGCCGCGACGGCAUCGUCGUUGGCCCCCGCUCGGGCGCUGCACCGUCUGGAGCAGACCUGUCUCCGGUUACGAUGGAAGUCGAUCGACCUGGACAGCUCGUGGCAGCGCGUGGACCCGGAGGUGGCGCUGUCGCAAGGCUUCGACCCGGAUGUGGCAGAGCGCAACUUCAAGCUCGACUUUUACGAAUUCUACACCUGGAUAGAGCAGGCCAUCGUGCUCCUGCAGCGCAUCUUCGGCAUCGAGAUCAUGGCCGGCGGGGCCGGCGGGUCCGGCACCCGCGGCCGUAGCACGCAUGCGUACCACCACAAUGUCCUCACCGCCCUGGGCGACGCGGACAAUGCGCUCCACGGCGUCCUCGGAACCGGAGAGGUCUACCAGGCCCUCUGGAAGGCCAAGGAGCUGCGUAACAGGUGGAAGGACGAGGCUGGCGAGGUCACGGCCGAGACCCCGCCCAUUCGCAUGUACCACCUCCAGUGGAUCGUGGGCAGGAUCCUGGCUGGUCUGGGGGAGGCCUAUGACAUGGCUGCCGAGGUGGUGCGGCGGCAGGCGCCGCAGCCCGCGGGGCAGAUGGAUAUCGCGAGCAGCAUGGUCGGCGGGCAGAGGCAGGAAGAGCUGGAGGGGUGGGACUGGAUGGUUGAAGAGCCGAUGGACUGGGAGGCAUGA
Messenger RNA from Geosmithia morbida, 879 nucleotides. RefSeq lists its product as uncharacterized. The record is from RefSeq and is a predicted model, not a curated record. Lineage: Eukaryota; Fungi; Ascomycota; Sordariomycetes; Hypocreales; Bionectriaceae. The coding region runs from base 1 to 879 and encodes 292 amino acids. The transcript has a single exon.